UUCACGGAAAUCAUGAUAUAAAAGCUUUGUCAUCAUCAUCGUUCACCAACUCUCAACAACGACAACUCUUCAAACAAUCAACAACCAUCUUCACAACAACAAUGGCGGUCCAAGUCGAGCCAGCUGCUAUCCAGGUCCCUGCUUCGUGAGGCAACGUCUCGCUUCAGCUGAUGAACGGCAACCCUGAGGUCCGCUUCGCCUUCAAGCUCAAGUCCAGCAAUAACGAGCACUACCGAGUCAACCCCGUCUUCGGAUUCGUGGAGCCCGGCGCCGCUGCCCAAGUCGAAGUGAUCCGCCAGAACGGCCCUCCAAAAGGUGAUGACAAGCUCGAGAUCUGCUUCGCUGGGGCUCCUCCAGAUGCUGGGGACGCCAAGGCCAUCUUCCCUCCUGGAUCUUCUGGCGAGUUCAAGGUCGACGUUCCUAUGGCUGCUGCAUGA
Messenger RNA from Meloidogyne enterolobii, 437 nucleotides. NCBI's taxonomy places the organism in Eukaryota, Metazoa, Nematoda, Chromadorea, Rhabditida, Meloidogynidae. The record is from the annotation of a GenBank genome assembly.